ACGUUGCCUGGAAUCAAGUAUCAAAGUAACUUGGGGAUAGAUUUUCUUUGGUGAUCGGUGAGUGUUGUACAACGUAAACACUGCCACGGUCAGAAGACAUUUUAUAAGUCCAAUACGAUAAAUCAUAUUUCGCAUGUGCUGAGGAACAUUAUUUACAAGUAUGGAGAGCAUCAAUGCUUCAUGGACAGCCCCUCCCGGGGCUGCCCAGCCUAUGGGUAUCCAGUCUACAGCUGGAGCUGUACCUGUUAUGAAUGAUAAAGGUGAGGUGUCUAUGAAAAAAGUCAAAGUUCAGCGAUACGUGAGUGGUAAAAGACCGGACUAUGCUCCUGCAUCCUCUGAUGAUGAGGAAGAAGAAGAUGAGGAUUUCACUGUGCCAAGGGGGGCUGUCCCUACUUCAUCUGCUCCACACAAAUCCCUCACUGAGGCUGAAAUGGCUGAUCCUAGGUUACGUCGUCUUUUGGCUCACAGAGAAAUUGCAGUGGACAGGGAUGAAGAAGAAAUGGAUCACGAUAUUCCAUCACGUAGACGGCUUGUGCAUGAGACAGAAGUGGUUGAGCUUAGUGAUGGUGAAGAACCUGAAAGCCCCUUGGGUAGAGAGGUGAAGGACAACUUAGAAGGAGAUAUUGGGGAAAUAGCAACACCAGAGGAAGAGACAAUGAAAAUAAAGGAGGAGAAGGAAGACACAGAUGAAGAUGAAAGAAUGGAAAGCAAGGAGGAAGAUGUAGAAAUGUCAGAAGAGGUAGAACACCCCACUUUGCCCCCAGAAGUCAGAAGAAGUCAUCGAUUAGCUGAAUCUGACAGUGAAUCUGAAGGGGAAGUUGAUGAGAAUGAACUAGUCAUACGGCGUCUUAAUAUUCGCCAAAGGGCUCUGCAGAAAAUUCAACAAGAGGAGGAGAUCUUGGGUAAAGAAGAUGAAGGAAGUGAAGAAUCAUCGGAAGAAGAGAGUUCUGAGUACUCUGAAGAGAGUGACUCGGAAGAGGAAGGGCCCAGACUUAAGCCAGUCUUUGUGAGGAAGAAGGACAGAGUAACAAUUCAUCAAAAAGAGCAACAGCAAGUCAAAGUUAAGCAGCAAGAAGCAGACAACCGUCGUCGAGUAGAAGAGAGAAGAAGAGAGACAUUGCGUUUGAUUGAACAGGAAAAUAGGAAUGCAGCUAACUUGCGUAACAAUAUAGCUGAUAAUGAUCCUAUGAAUACUAUCAAUACUGAUGAUGAAGCUGAUGAUGCAGAGUAUGAAUUAUGGAAGCUUAGGGAGUUGAGAAGAUUAAAGAGAGACAAGGAGGAACGUGAAGCAGCAGAGAAGGACCAUGAAGAGGUCGACAAGUUGAGAAACAUGACUGAAGAAGAGAGAAGAAUAGAGCUUCGUAACAAUCCAAAGGUCAUAACCAACAAAGCCAUCAAGGGAAAAUACAAGUUCUUACAAAAGUAUUAUCACAGAGGAUCAUUCUUCUUGGAUAACGAAGAAGAAGUCCUUAAACGAGAUUUCUCUGGUGCAACUCUUGAAGAUCACUUUGAUAAGACCAUCCUUCCAAAGGUUAUGCAAGUGAAAAACUUUGGACGCUCUGGCCGCACCAAAUACACACACUUGGUUGACCAGGAUACAACAUCUUUCGACUCUCCAUGGGCAUCGGACACGCAGAUGAACCACAAAUUCUUUAAUAGUAAUGCUGGUGGGAUGAAGCAGCUGUUUGAUAGAAUAGCUCUCAAAAAACAUACUGGAACCAGUGCAAAUAAUACCACAGCUCGAAAGUAGAUGUAAGGUGUAUGUACAAACAUGAAAUAGUUUUUAAUAAAUAUAUUAUUUAGAUCAACCAACAAAAAGAAAUUUAUCUUCC
This is a messenger RNA of Macrobrachium nipponense, 1832 nucleotides long. RefSeq names its product microfibrillar-associated protein 1A-like (gene Mfap1). Lineage: Eukaryota; Metazoa; Arthropoda; Malacostraca; Decapoda; Palaemonidae. Gene Ontology annotation, biological process: mRNA splicing, via spliceosome. Gene Ontology annotation, molecular function: RNA binding. Bases 161 to 1750 code for a protein of 529 amino acids. Gene Ontology annotation, cellular component: U2-type spliceosomal complex. The transcript is spliced from 8 exons. The record is from RefSeq and is a predicted model, not a curated record.